AUGGGCCCCCUUCGAACGUUCAAUAUUUUAAGAGAUUAUGUCAAAAAUCUCAAGCCUAAUGUGGUGUUCCUUAUGGAGACAAGAAUGGAUAAGAGGAGAAUGGAAAGAGUUUGCAGAAAUUUAGAGAUGGAAGGGCUGUUCACGGUGGAUUGUGAGGGCAAAAGUGGUGGAUUGGCGUUGAUGUGGGGAAGUUCAGGUACGAAGGUAACCAUUCUGGGCUCCUCUAAAUUUCACAUCGACUGUUUUGUUGAGGAUGAGAAUCUUAAUAAGUGGAGGUAUACUGGGGUGUAUGGAAAUCCUGUUCAAGCUCAGAGGAUUCAUACAUGGACGUUGAUGAAUAGGCUUAGGGCUAUGUUUAAUGGCCCAUGGAUUUGUGGGGGAGACUUUAAUGAGAUCCUUAAAGAAGAGGAGAAGGAAGGAGGAGCCCCUAAAGCUGCCUCUUUGAUACGCAACUUUCAGGAAGCGUUGAAUGAUUGUGGUCUUGUUGAUGUGGGCUGCGGCGAUGGAGAAGUCACUUGGUGGGGAAAUAGAGGCUCUGGUGUUGUUAAAGAGAAGCUGGACAGGUUUGUGGUCAAUUCGGACUGGAACCUAAUUUAUCCAGACUGUGUAGUUAAGUAUCUGGAUUUUUGGGGCUCGGAUCACAGACCGAUAGUUUUAUGUGGGAAGCAGGAAAAUUGUGGUGACCGAGGAAAGAGGAAAAGGGGGAGUAGAUUUCACUUUGAAGAAGCUUGGGCUCUUAAAGCUGAAUUUACGGAGGUUGUGAAGAAAGAAUGGCAGAGGAACCCUAGUGGAGGGAGUGUGGUUGAUAUAUCUCAUAAGCUGAAAAGAUGCAGUGAUGUUUUCAAGAAAUGGGAUAAUCAUUCCAACAAAGGGAUGAAAAGGGAGAUAGCAGCGAGGAGAGAAAAGCUGAGAGUUUUGAUGAAUGCUCCUGCUGCUGAUUUUAAUUUUGAUAGAGUUAAAGAAAUGGAGAGGGACCUUGACUCUCUUUUGCAUGAGGAAGAGGUGAGAUGGAAGCAGAGAGCUAGAACAGAUUGGCUAGCUCACGGGGAUAAAAACACGAGAUACUUCCAGCUUAGAGCUACGAAACGUAGGGCGAGAAAUCAGAUUAAAGGCUUGCAAGAUGAACUGGGGAUUUGGAAGGAGGAACCAGCAGCCAUAGAAGGGAUUAUUCAGAGUUACUUUAAGUCCAUGUUUGAGUCUACUAAACCGAGUAGCGUGGAGAUAGAUGAAGUUUUGAAGCACGUCACAACAGAGGUUAGCGGAAGCAUGAAUGACACACUCUGUAAAAGAUUUGGGGAUGAAGAGAUAGUUAAAGCUCUGAAGGAUAUGGCCCCCACAAAGGCACCAGGCAAAGACGGUUUUCCAGCUCUGUUUUACCAGAGAUAUUGGCAGGUGGUGGGCAAGGAAAUCACUGAGGUUUGUCUCUUAAUCCUGAAUAGUGAGAUUGAAGUUAAUUGCAUUAAUGAGACGAUUAUUUCUCUUAUUCCCAAGAUUAAGAAUGCCAAAUGUAUGUCACAUUUUAGGCCUAUUAGCUUAUGCAAUGUGUUGUAUAAGAUUGUUUCUAAGGCUAUUGCUAAUAGACUUAGAAUGGUGUUAGACAGUAUUAUUGACAGUGCACAGAGUGCUGUCGUGCCUGGUAGACAGAUUAUUGAUAAUGCCCUGAUUGGUUUUGAGUGCAUUCAUGUGAUAAAGAAUUCUCGAAAGAAGAAAGAUGGGAUGAUGGCCUUAAAGCUAGACAUGUCUAAGGCCUACGACAGAGUCGAGUGGAUUUUUGUGGAACAAAUGAUGAGGAAGCUAGGGUUUAGAGAUCAAUGGAUUUCUAAAGUUAUGCGUUGUGUGUCUUCUGUUCAGUUUUCAUUUCUGUUAAAUGGGAGCGUUAAAGGAAAGAUCAGAGCUGAGAGAGGGUUGAGACAGGGGGAUCCGUUAUCCCCUUAUUUGUUUCUGAUUUGUGCACAGGGAUUAUCAAGCAUGAUCAACAGUGCAGUGAAUAAGAAGUUAAUUUCUGGAAUUAAGUUUGGGGAUGGGUGUCAUAUUUCUCACUUGUUUUUUGCUGAUGACAGCUUGUUGUUUUGUAAGGCUAAUUCCCAAGAGUGUAGUUUGAUUAAAGAGAUUUUGCAGGUGUAUAGCAAAGCAUCUGGCCAAGUUAUAAACAUGGAGAAAUCUGCUUUGUCGUUUGGAAAGGGAACCAGGCCUGAAACAAGAGAGGAAAUCAAAAGUAUCUUCAAUGUCCCAGAAGUUAAGUGUCAUGAGAAGUAUCUUGGUCUUCCAUCCUCUGUGGGAAGAUGCAAAGGUAACAGCUUUCAAUCCAUUAAAGAUAGAAUAUGGCAAAAACUUAAUGAUUGGAAAAGCUCCCUGUUCUCGGGUGGAGGUAAGGAUGUGUUGAUCAGAGCAGUUGUACAAGCUAUUCCUACUUAUUUUAUGAAUUGCUUUAAAUUCCCCAAAUCCCUUAUCGAUGCCAUUGAAAGACUUUGCAAUAAAUUUUGGUGGGGGAGUAGUGAUGUGGCUAAAAGAAUUCAUUGGGCUAAGUGGAAUUUGUUGUGUAGAUCUAAAUGUAAAGGUGGGUUGGGAUUUAGGGAUUUGGAGUGCUUUAACAAAAGUUUACUUGCUAAACAGGGGUGGAGGAUUCUGGAUCAACCAGAGAGUUUGAUGGCUAGAAUGUUUAAGGGUAGAUACUUUAAAAAUAGCUCCUUUUUGGAGGCUAAAUGCCCUAGGACUGCAUCUUAUACGUGGAAAAGUAUUAUGUGGGGUAGAGAAUUGCUUAGUGAGGGGCUGAGAUGGAGGAUUGGAACGGGGGAAAAUGUGCAUAUCUAUGGGGAUAAAUGGGUUCCUAUGGAAAAAUCCUUUAAAAUUCAGAGUUUGCCCGUUCUUGAUAUAGAUGCGCAUGUUGUUUCUCUUAUGAGGGUGCAGGGGUGUUGGAAUACUGAGCUAAUCCAUGCCUCUUUUUCUACAGAGGAGGCUGCAAGUAUAAUCAGCAUCCCUCUGGCGAGAACUAGACAGGCAGACAGAUGGAGGUGGCAUUAUGAUAAGAAGGGUAAGUUCACAGUGAGAAGUGGGUACCAUUUGGCAAUGGAGGUUAAAUAUAAUGCUUCAAGCUCUGAUUCUACAGGUGCUAUGAAAUGGUGGAAAGCUUUUUGGAAAAAUCCUGUCCCUCUGAAAGUCAAUGUGUUCCUGUGGAAGUGCUUUCAUAACUGGAUUCCAGUGAGGCUUAAUCUACAGAGAAGAGGUAUGUGUAUUGAUGUGUCUUGCCCAAAUUGUGGGACUGAUAUAGAAUCUAGUAUUCAUGCGUUAUGGUUCUGUAAUGAAGCUAAGUUGGUUUGGAAUUCCUGGCCUUCUUCUGCUUUGUUAAAACCUGGUAGAAGUUGGAGCCUCCAAGACUUUCUGGUUUCUGCUCAGUUAGUGUUGAGUAAAACUGAUUUUGCUGUUUUUGGUGUCAUUCUCUGGUUAGUUUGGCAUGCUAGGAACACCAAGCUAUUUGGUGGGGAUCAUAAACCCAGGGAUCAGGUAGUUCAGUGGGCCAUUACUUAUGUUGAUGACUUCAGAACAGCUAAUGAGAAGAAGACUAGUGGAGGGAUGCGAAGAGAAGUAGGCAGGGAGGCUGCUACUGAUAAUAGAUGGGUGCCUCCUAGAGGAAAUGUGUUUGCUGUUAAUGUUGAUGCUGGAUUUGCAGAAGAUACUUUCACUACGGGAGUGGUCAUUAGGGACUGGCGUGGAGAGGUUCUGACUGCAGAGUGUAGCAGGUAUGAAGGAAGACCAGGUGUGGAUGAAGGGGAAGCAUGUGCAAUCAGGGACGGCAUUAUUCUGGCAACAGAGACUAAUCUUACUCCUUUUGUGAUCAACUCUGACUCAAAAGUUGCAGUGGAUAGCUUCAACAACACUAAUCUGCCUUGUAAUAGUGUGGGUCUUAUUGCACAAGAUUGCCUUGAACUAGUUAAGAACAGAAACUGUAAUGGUUUUAUUCAUGUUAACAGGAACAGUAAUGUGGUGGCUCAUAUGCUUGCUAGGAAAGCUUUUUCUGCAAACCACAUUAGAUCUAGAUGGAUGGGGCAUGUCCCUCCUGAUAUUACUCGCUAUGUGUUGGCUGACCAUUCAGCUCUAGUUUGA
This is a messenger RNA of Mercurialis annua (annual mercury), 4101 nucleotides long. RefSeq lists its product as uncharacterized. The record is from RefSeq and is a predicted model, not a curated record. Bases 1 to 4101 code for a protein of 1366 amino acids. NCBI's taxonomy places the organism in Eukaryota, Viridiplantae, Streptophyta, Magnoliopsida, Malpighiales, Euphorbiaceae. Gene Ontology annotation, molecular function: RNA-DNA hybrid ribonuclease activity; nucleic acid binding. The transcript has a single exon.